ACGAAUCGCACGAAAGUAAAUGCUAGCACAUAGCCGCUAAAGCGCCUUGGUUUUUUGGCUGGACUGUUCAAUUACAUGCGGGCCCAACGUCGCCAUCGCUCCGCGGUUGCUUGUCGGAAUUGCAGGAGGCGCAAGGUGCGGUGCAGCGUCACUGUCACAGGCAUACCCUGUUCAAAUUGUACCCAAGAUCGAACAGCCUGCACGAUCCAAGAGGUCAGCCAUGAGUUGCUAAGAAGUCCGAUUCCGGUAUCUCAAAGACAAGUCCAUUCCUCAGAGCUGAUAGGGGCCACUGUUGAUAAAUCCAGCUAUGCACCUGUCAGAAAUGACUCACAAGCGUUGUAUCCGGAUCGGCAUGAUCCUCCAGUACGCAACUCUCACUCAUCUCUACCUGGAGAUGGUGACCCGGGCAAUGCUCAGCUUGGCAAAACUCCUGUGCGACUAGAUCCGGAGCGUCAGAGAAAUCUGGAAGAGGAGCAAAGUGGAGCUGAAAUUUCAUUUGCAGCACGUGGACAGGGUGACUCAAACUCCGGUACCCCUUUCUACACUGGGGAGCAGCCAAGUAUGACUUCUUUGAUCGAUGUCGAAGAGCAUUUUCCGCGGCAUGUCAUGCUAAGACACUAUCCUCCAAGUGCCCUCUCACAAGCUGAUCUCCAAUAUCUCAAGCACAAAGGCGCACUUAGCCCGCUGCUCAUGUUCUCGCACCAGGAGCUUCUCCGAGCUUACUUCCAGCAUGUGCAUCCUAUGUUGCCAGUAUUGCAUCUCUCAAAACUAGAAGAGAUGAAGUCACCUGACGCAAUACCUCUGCAUGGUAUGUUGCUGUACUGGAGCAUGGCCGUAGUAGCCGUCAAUUUUGUACCCAGCGACGUAUGGAAAGCCGAAAAAUACUCGUCCAGAAAACAUAUGAAAGACACAAUGUAUAAUCGUGCGAAGUGCCUGUACGACAAUACUAACGAGACAAACAAAGAGGUACUUCUUCAAUCUGCACUUCUCUUAUCUUUCUGGCAUUCGGAGAAGGACAGUCAUUCUCAACCCUGGUAUUGGAGCGGUGUCGCUAUCAAUUGGUGCCAGAUCAUAGGUCUCCAUCGGGACCCAGAUGCCGCGAGGGUCAAUCCACUGGUUUCGCCACAGCGCCGUCAUCUGUGGCGAAGGUUAUGGGCCUGCUGUAUGUUCCGCGAUCGAUGGCUCAGCUUGACUCUCGGGCGUCCACUCCGGAUCCGCCUCAGCGACUGCGACAUGCCCCUCCCCGUUUCACAUGACGUGCUGGUUGACUUGGAGGCGCUGCCAAGCGACUUGCAUGCCUACCUGCCUGGUGAUCUUGUGGUGAUGGUCGAGCAUUGGAUCUUGCUGAUCCAAUUGUGCAAGAUCCUCGGUGAAAUCCUAUUACUAUGCUAUCAACAGCUGGGGAACCGUCCGCUUCUAUCACAGUUCGAAGCCCUUGAAACCGACCUGAACUCGUUCUCCAUUCCUGAACUUAAAGGCACCGAUCAAGGUUCACUCGCCUCAUUCAGCUACUAUCAUUCACAGCUUCAUUUGCAGGCAACAUCGAUAACCUUCUACCGAUCAUUCGUGUCCGUUGUACCCGAAGGCCUAGCUACGGAAACUGCAAAGUCAUGGACAUGUCGAGUGCGGAGCCGUAUGGAGAGCGCCGCAACACAAACGAACAGCAUCAUUGAUCAUAUCGCGCGCGAGGGACUCGUGAUUUUUGCAACUCCAAUGACACCUAUACUGCUGGUACCAGCUAUGCACGUCCAUGUACUGGGCUGUAAAUCUGAAAAUCACUUGACUCGUCGACUGGCGUUUAACAAACUCGAGAUGUGCAUGACAUUUAUGCGAGAGCUUCAGAGGACCUAUACAUCAGCAUCGAUAUUUUGCGGCGUCUUUGGUGAGGCAAUCCGCCAGCUUGUGCCGGGACCACUGAAUGAGUCGAUCUGGGGCGUUGCGCAGUCGGAAUACCCUUCCACAAUAGGCACAUUAGCGCCAGAUAGUGCUGAAAGCGUUGCAAAGGAUGACCUUGCUUUGCAGCCAGUCGUAUCGGAUGAUAUUCUUGAGUCUCUCUUGGACGAGAAUUCCACCUAUAACUUUUGGGAGUCGAUGAAUAUGCCGGAUCAGUAUUUUUGAGCCUUUGCGAGACAGCAGUUCUGAUUGUAUUGAUAUCAUUAAAUACAAUAUGGAUUGUGAGACACUAAAUUCUGGUCUCGAGGCAAGUCUAGGCACCCAAUCUCGAACAGGGGCUGAAAUCGUACCCCCGCGCUGCUGCGCAUCUGAUGAUGAUGCCGAGGCGCAGCGUCCCCAAUAAGCCGGUAGCCAUGACCAAAUUUUUAAGCAGC
Messenger RNA from Didymella exigua CBS 183.55, 2327 nucleotides. RefSeq lists its product as uncharacterized. Gene Ontology annotation, biological process: DNA-templated transcription; regulation of DNA-templated transcription. Gene Ontology annotation, molecular function: zinc ion binding; DNA binding; DNA-binding transcription factor activity, RNA polymerase II-specific. Lineage: Eukaryota; Fungi; Ascomycota; Dothideomycetes; Pleosporales; Didymellaceae. The transcript has 8 exons. The record is from RefSeq and is a predicted model, not a curated record. Bases 76 to 2118 code for a protein of 680 amino acids.